CGCGGGGGGGGACAAGCCCCGGAACCAGGCCGCCCGCGCGGGCCCGCGCUCCCCGCCAGCCCGCGUCCGCAACUCACCAGCUCCGGAAUCCGUCCCGUGGCCCUAGCCCGCGCUUCCACAGCCGGCUGGGAACGGCGGCGGCGCGGGCUCCAGGUACAGCGCCUCUCCAGGCGAGCCGCGCGGCUCCCGCGAGUAGCAGGAGGCGUCCGGUCGCAGACUCCCUUCGAGGCGCUUCCUGUCCGGUGAGCGUCGAACGACUGAAGCCGCGGCCCAUAGUGCCUUGCGAUGGCGGGUAGGCGUGUGUAGGCGGAGCCAGGGCCGGAAGUAGAACGGUGGCGGCGGCGGUGACUCUGGAAGCUCGGGACUCAGUGCAAGUUCAGAGACUCAGCCAUGAUUCUGCAGAGGAUCUUCAGGCUCUCCUCUGUCCUUCGGUCAGCAGUCUCUGUGCAUCUCAAGAGGAACAUUGGUGUUACAGCUGUGGCCUUUAAUAAGGAACUUGAUCCUGUACAGAAACUCUUCGUGGACAAGAUAAGAGAGUACAAAUCAAAGCGACAGGCAUCUGGAGGACCUGUUGAUGUUGGCCCAGAGUAUCAGCAAGAUCUGGACAGAGAGCUUUAUAAGCUUAAACAAAUGUAUGGUAAAGGAGAGAUGGAUACGUUUCCUACCUUCAAAUUUGAUGAUCCCAAAUUUGAAGUCAUCGACAAACCCCAGUCCUGAGGAACAUAUAAAAUCCAUGUGAUAAUUUGUCAUGAAUUAGUUGUACAACUAAUCAAAAAAUUCGAAUAAACAUUCAUUUCACAGUUA
Molecule: messenger RNA, 804 nt
Organism: Mus caroli (Ryukyu mouse)
Lineage: Eukaryota; Metazoa; Chordata; Mammalia; Rodentia; Muridae
Source: RefSeq, a predicted model, not a curated record